Messenger RNA from Mollisia scopiformis, 790 nucleotides. RefSeq lists its product as uncharacterized. NCBI's taxonomy places the organism in Eukaryota, Fungi, Ascomycota, Leotiomycetes, Helotiales, Mollisiaceae. The record is from RefSeq and is a predicted model, not a curated record. The transcript is spliced from 2 exons. Bases 176 to 580 code for a protein of 134 amino acids.
GGGGCUGAAAUGCAAGUCAUAUAUUGGACUGGGUCAGCUUGACAGAGAUUCGAGCUGUGUGACAUCUGCCUCGAGACCAGCCCUUAAGCAGCCGUUGUCCUUCCUCUCUUGGGCCCCCUUUGCGACCCCUCGAAUCUGCCAGCUGCCAUAAAUAGAGUGGAAGAUAUGAGGCACCAUGGCGUCGACACCUCUGGGAUCCUGGAAAUGGAAAUGGAAUGGAAGUGCACAAUCGCUUGAUGACGUAUCUUCCAGACCCACGGCAGCUGUCUCUCUAGUAUCGGUAUGUACCUUGGCAAGGAGGAGAGGAGCGGACAAACACCUGGUGGUCCGGCGGUUAUCGGAUGGUGUGUGCUAUGCUUCUAGAUCCAGCAUUCACAUUUGCAACAAAGAAAGGAAUGAAGGCAAUACUUGGCUGUGGUUGCGUGCAGCAACAUAUGUGAUGAACCAUUCGUGCCCCUCAGAUAGACAACUCCCUGUCCUACAUCAGUUGUACGUACACCAAAAGAAAGAUCAGUACAUGUCGCCGUCGACGUCGUUGGCUGGCGCCUCACGAAUUGUUUGCUUGAUCCCUUCUUCUUGAUUCUGACUUGAGCUCACGUCUCACGCACGCACCGGCCAGCCCACCUUUGACCCUUCUGGCGCGCCUCACUGUCCCAGCAAUCUAAUUUGAUGCCUUAAUUCUUCCAGCCCAGAGUCACAGCUCGAUUGUCCGCCCCCGAAUGGAUAGAUAGAUGUUCUGAGGUUCUGCACUGCACUGCACCGCCAGACCGACUUGUUGCUGCUGCUGCCA